Molecule: messenger RNA, 3040 nt
Organism: Pectinophora gossypiella (pink bollworm)
Lineage: Eukaryota; Metazoa; Arthropoda; Insecta; Lepidoptera; Gelechiidae
Exons: 7
Coding region: 20-1870 (616 amino acids)
Cellular component (GO): Golgi apparatus
Molecular function (GO): protein binding
Source: RefSeq, a predicted model, not a curated record
UCGAUCGGAUUGUUUGACAAUGACAGUUUCUAUUGAAAUGACUGUCAUUAAUGACUUGACAGAAUUGACAGAAGAAGACGACAGCUAUAUUCUGAAGUUAGUGGAUAGUCAGGAUGCGCGCGCAACUUUUGAGGAUGAGAUGUGGAGUCCAGUGGAGGUGGUGUCGUCGGAGGGGGGAGGCGGGGGCGGCGAGGCUGGGGCGGAGGCGCCGUGCGGGCGCGGCAAACACGCGGCCGCGCUGCUCGGAGGGUUUGUGUAUGUACUGGGCGGGCGCGGCGCGGGCGGCGCUGUACCGCUGCGGGACUGCUGGCGCUACCAUAUAGGCAGCGGCCGCUGGGAACGCGUGAGAGCGCGCGGCGACACCCCGCCGGCGCUGCAGGAGCAUAGCGCGACGCCGCACGGCCGACGCAUAUACGUUUUUGGCGGGGAAGCCUCGCUUUCCGCCGAGACGCCGCUCUGGAUACUAGAUACUGAGACGUUGUUAUGGCGCAAGCUCCCCGGCACGGGCAGCGUGGCGCUGCGCAGGCGCGGCCGCAACGUGCGGCCCGCAGCGCCGACGGGCCGCCGCGGGCACAGCGCGCAUGCGCUCAACGACUGCCUGCUCAUCUAUGGAGGGUACAAAGACCUCAGAGGCUCUACCAAUGAGUUGUGGGCGUUUCAUUAUGAGUCGGAGUCGUGGCAGCAGGUGCGCACGGCGGGCGCGGGCCCGGCGCGGCACCGGCACGCGGCCGCGCUGCACGACGCGCGCCUCUACGUGCACGCGGGGCUGUGCGACCUGCGCGUCUGCGGCGACCUGUGGUUCUACGACACGCUGUCGCGCAUGUGGACGCAGGUGCGCACGCCGGCGCGGCUGGCGCCGUCCGCGCGCUCCGGACACGCGGGGCUGCGCGCAGGCGCACACCUCUACAUCUUCGGUGGCGAGGCCGACGGACAUCCCACCAACGAGCUCUGGCGGUUCCACUUCGCGACGGAGACAUGGGAGCGGAUGGCGCAGAGCUUGAAGUGGCCGGCGCCGCGCGUGGACGCGUGCGCGCUGCUGCUGGCCGGCGUGGCGCCGCGCGUGCGCAGCGCGCCCGCCGAGCGCGGGGCCGGCGGGGGGGCCGCGGGGGCGGGCGCGGGGGCGGGGGCGCGCGAGGCGCCGCCCGGGCUGCUGCGCGAGAUCUCCAAGCUGUCCGCCUUCCACAUCCGGCGCGCCGCGCGCUGCUCGUACAGCGUGCUGGGCGGCGAGCGCGACUCCACGGAGAGCCUGGAGUUCCGCGGCGGCGAGCCCGCGCUGGCCAAGUCGCGCUCCGCCUACGUGAUCGACGAGCGGCUGCCGGCCGACGGCGGCGAGUCCCCGCGGGCCGGCGACGUGCCGCCGCCGCACGAGCUGGCCCGCGAGCCCGCCUCGGUGCCGGACUUCGCGGACGUGGUGCUGCCGACGUCCACGCUGUCGCCGGCGGACGCGGCGCGGCUCGUGUACUUCUCGUCGGAGGAGGAGGAGGAGAUGCGGCGCGAGGCGGCGCGGCGGCCGGAGCCGCGGCUGCCCAAGUCGGCGUCGGUGCGGUUCUCGCGCGACGCGGUGACCAUCACGCGCGAGGAGGACGCCGAGCUGUCCACGUCGGACUACGCCAGCGCGGAGCGCGUCAACCGGCUGCCGGGCGCGUGGCUGGGCUUCAGCAACCCGCACUACCUGGGCCCCGACGUGCGCGCGCUGGGCGCGGCGCUGACGCCGGACUCGGGCGUGGCGCCGGCCGACAUGGAGCUGGCCGAGCUGCGGCGCCCGGCCGCGGCGCCGCGCCUGGCGCUGCUGCUGCUGGGCGGCCGCGAGCCCUCGCACCCGGCGCUCAUGCACACGCCGCUCUCCUUGUGGACCUACAACCUCGGCUAGUCGCGUGACGCGGCCGGCGGCACUAGGCUGCACUCGGUCUCUCCGCCGAGACUCUUAGCAUAGGCGAUGGUAGUGUCGUGAUAGAUUACAGAUUUCUAUUUUUGAAGCUCUUCCGAUACCUCGUUGUCGAUUAGGUGAUUAUUAAUGUACUUAUAGAAGAGCGUAACACUUAGAAUUUGAGAAGAAACGGUACGGUAGGAAGAGCAUCGAUGGCCAACUUGUGACGUCCAUUUUUAUAAUUGCCAUUUUAAUAAUUCAAAUGAUGAUCUUACAGUAUUCAUAAAAUAAUUCUUAUGUUUUUUAUUGACUUUUAUCUUUUUACUGUUAUGUAGUUUUGUUAUUUUCGUGUUAUACCUAUAAGACCGUAGAAGUACAAAUUCUUCCUUUGUAAGUACUCGUAGGGUUAAGUAUUUAGUAUGUAAUGAAGGUUCUCGUUUGACAUUCGCAUUUGUUUUAAGUUUCCAGUAGCGUCAGUAUUGUUUGAGAAGCAAGUGGAGUGAGCCGACUAGUGUGCGGGUUACGACCGCGAAGACUGAGUAGGGUUAACUUCUUGUACAAACUUAGCGUUUAUGUUAUGUGGUGUUAGUUACGUUGCUGUUCGUACUUACUAUAAAGACAUGUUUCGCGCCCCUCUGCAUAUUUACUUGCUGUUGUGUACCAACAAGUAUUGUGUACCCAUGGUAUAUAAGUACCCUAUUUCUAUAAAAGUUAUAAGAAGACAGUUUACAAAUCUAGAUAGAUUCUGUAGCUGAUGCCUCAUAUUUUUUUUAAGUCUUAUAAUACGAUAGGUACCUAUCUGUCAUUUUCCUGACCGCGCCGCCGAAAAGGAAAAAGACGGGAUGAGAAAGAAACAGUAACCCGGACGAAUCAAAUAGACAUCUCGCUGAUACGCAACCCGUUUGGCGUAUACUGCAAACUUAAUUCCAUGGGGUUAUACCCCAACAUAAAAAAAAUUAAAGAGUUCUGCCUAAAAUUGAUAUGUUCCAGGUUUUUAGCCUGUCGACUACCCGUCCCUUUCCAUUUCGGCGGAUAAUUAAUGAAAAGAAAAAUAGCCGACUACCCUCAGAUAUGGGGCGCGACUGAAAAUUCCAUGACAUUAUUAUUACUUGCGUCUCCGCAAACUAAGUACCUCCAAUGUUCCAAUGUUAUUAAACGUAGUUACGUCGGCAA